This is a messenger RNA of Anopheles cruzii, 1960 nucleotides long. RefSeq names its product glutamine synthetase 2 cytoplasmic (gene Gs2). Gene Ontology annotation, cellular component: cytoplasm. The record is from RefSeq and is a predicted model, not a curated record. Bases 172 to 1278 code for a protein of 368 amino acids. Lineage: Eukaryota; Metazoa; Arthropoda; Insecta; Diptera; Culicidae. The transcript has 5 exons. Gene Ontology annotation, molecular function: glutamine synthetase activity.
CAUCAGCUGCCGUGCACACGUGCGCUUUCGGGUUCUGUGAGCUCUGCAAGUGGCUUCCUUGUUCCGCUUCGUGGGUAGUGUUUCCGUUGUGUUGCGGGAAACCGGCCAAGCAGUGAGAGUGAUCGUUCGAGGGAUUUAUUGAAACCGGUACAACAACGACACGACUUCAAAAUGUCGCGAACGCUGGAGCUGUCGCCGAAUGCGCACAUCAACAAGUCGCUGCUCGACAAGUACAUGGCCUUGCCAAUGCCUGACGGCAAAAUUCAGGCAACGUACAUCUGGAUCGAUGGAACUGGCGAAAACGUACGAUGCAAGGAUCGUACGCUCGACUUUAUUCCCCAGACGCCAAAUGAGCUACCUGUUUGGAACUACGACGGAAGCUCCACGUACCAGGCGCAGGGCUCGAACUCGGACGUCUAUCUUCAUCCAGUGACCCUCUACAAGGAUCCGUUUCGCCGCGGUAACAACAUCCUGGUGCUGUGCGAGACGUACCGCCACGAUGGUACACCCACCGAGUCCAAUAAGCGCAAAUCGUGCCUGGAGGUGUGCAAGCUGGCGGCAGACGAACAUCCGUGGUUCGGUAUAGAACAGGAGUAUACGCUUUUGGACGUUGACGGACGUCCGCUCGGUUGGCCGAAGAAUGGCUUCCCGGGACCACAGGGCCCGUACUACUGCGGCGUCGGGGCAGACAAGGUUUACGCCCGGGAUAUUGUGGACGCUCACUAUCGGGCUUGUUUGUACGCUGGAGUGAAGAUUUGUGGCACGAAUGCCGAAGUGAUGCCGGCGCAGUGGGAGUAUCAGGUUGGACCGUGCGAGGGUAUCCAGAUUGGUGAUGAUUUGUGGAUGUCCCGUUUCUUGUUGCACCGUGUGGCUGAAGAGUUUGGUAUUGUUGCCACACUCGACCCAAAACCAAUGCAGGGCGACUGGAACGGAGCCGGUGCGCAUACUAACGUGUCCACGCAGACGAUGCGAGAACCUGGAGGCAUCGCCGAGAUCGAAAAGGCCAUCACUAAGUUGUCGAAGCAUCACGACCGCCACAUUCGGGCGUACGAUCCGAACGGAGGCAAGGACAACGAGAGACGCUUGACGGGAAAACACGAAACCAGCUCUAUCCACGAUUUUAACGCCGGUGUUGCUAACCGUGGAUGCUCGAUUCGUAUCCCGCGAGGUGUGUCCGAUCAAGGCUGCGGCUACUUCGAAGAUCGCCGGCCAAGCUCCAACUGCGAUCCAUACAGUGUAUCCGAGGCGAUCCUGCGAACGAUUUGCCUGGACGAGUGAGCGAGCAGAUUGCCGUUGUCGUCGAAUGAAAACCGUAUUAUCUAAUUGACAUUCCUGUUUAUGGACAUUUAAACCAGGCAAUACUGGCCAUCAUUCAGUGUCGAUUGCAUUGCUUACUGGCAACGUGUUUGUUUUACUGUUUCGUUUUAAUUUUUCCUCACCAUUAAACACUAAUUAGCCGAUACAUGGGUGCAACGUGUCAUUCUGAUGACAGGCAUUUGCAUUUGUUUCCUUAUCGUGCACGCAUGGACGCCUCGUGCUGGAUCAAAAGAAGCCAGUUGAUCGCAUCUAAGUUUGAAAUAAAAGCAACAUAAAAACGCCAAUGAGUCAAGUGCCAAUUAUUGUUUGUUGGAAGGUUUACUCCAACGAUUCAUCCUUUCAAUAAACCAAUGACUUUUGACAUUCAACUGGUGAAUUCGUUUCAGUUGAUCUCAAGUUGUUUUCCUUGUCGUUCGGAACAAAUGAUCAUAGUUGCUUUUUAGUCGCCCAUGACACCAUGGCAAUCCAUUGUCCCGCAUUUGGCUAGUGCUGGCUAGACUGUUAACAACUACAUUCAACGCUGAAUGGAUGCAAAUCAUGAGCACGUGUUGCACGUGAUCUACAGCCAGCUUAGUGGAUGCAGAUCAAGCCUAUUAUUUAACCGGCCGAACAUCAAAAUGAAUGAUUUUGUUCAAUUCUUCUC